Prinia subflava (tawny-flanked prinia) is the source of this 3845-nucleotide messenger RNA. RefSeq names its product BPI fold containing family C (gene BPIFC). Bases 1155 to 2576 code for a protein of 473 amino acids. Gene Ontology annotation, molecular function: lipid binding. NCBI's taxonomy places the organism in Eukaryota, Metazoa, Chordata, Aves, Passeriformes, Cisticolidae. The transcript is spliced from 16 exons. The record is from RefSeq and is a predicted model, not a curated record.
GUCUGAUAAAAUACUAAAAAAAGGCAUCCUGAAACCAAACAGCAGUAAAUCAUAGCAGAGCUUCCAAUUCUUUGUAUUCUUUGGUAGGUGAAGAGUGACUAGAAAAAGAAUGAAAGAAGAAGAACUCCAAAGAAACUGAGAUUUUCAAUUACAUUGGUGUCCCUCACUGAUAUCAGAAAAUGUAUAGAGGUUUCUGUAACUGAGGGUGUGAAUUAUAUUCAUCAUCAGUUGCCAGAAAUACACUAAUGAAAUUACUAUGCAUGUGACUCUCUGCGGUGAAUGUUAAAUCUGUGUGAAGUAUGAGCAUUUGUUGACUGACAAGUGUCUCUGCCUUUUCUAUUCAUGGAUUGCUCAAUGAAAUUACUCAGAUUGUCCAGCAAAGUGCCCCAUGCCUGGGGGAAUUUGCUUGCUGCUUGCAAGCUAAUUGAUUAAAUCACCACCUUGACAAGGCAAGUAGUACUGGUUAGCUGAAGUACUGGUUAGCUGAAGUACUGGUUAGCUGGAUAAGAAAACAGAAGAAAAAGAAAAUAUUGACUGCAAGGACUUGAUACUAUAUAUUCGUACCAGAUAUAUACACUGUAGUGUCUCUGUGUAUUUAUAUAUAUGUAUAUGUUAUAAUAUAAAUACCGUAUUGUUUAUAGUUUCCUGUAUCCUGAGCAAUUUCAGACACAUGGAACUUGUUUUCCAUCUGUUUUUCAUACCAAUGGCACAUUAAUUUACUUAUUUUACAAUACAAACAUAGCUAUGAAUAUCUGUCCUGUGGAAAUACUGUAAUUCUCACUGGGGUUUCCUCCUCAUCUGAAAAACCAGUGCUGAAAUCAGCUGCCACAAAGGCAGCAUGUCACCUCGAACUGGCAUUCUGGCACCUGAGCACCCCCAGCCAACAGUUUACAUUGUCCGUUGCUUAUCCCUAAAUGAAACUUGAUAGAUUUUACCUGGGAGACCCAAAAUAGCUUGGGAUGUGGUUAUCAGAGGCCACUCCCUGGGUUAUAUUGCUGCAGAUGAUAGCAACGGGUUCUCUUCAAGCCCACAGCUCUUUCCUUUAAAAGACGCCCUCAUGGCUGCAGAAGGUUUUCCCUGCGACAUCCUCAGCCCUGUGAUCUGCUACAGAAAAGAUCUUCUCUUCGGCCUUUGGAGGAGAGGUCCUGUAAAAAAUGAGGAAGAUGCUGAAGAUUUGCUGUUCUCUCCUCCUCUUAAGUUUGCUCAGUGGGCAACUGAGCGCCAACCCUGGACUCAAAGUGAGGAUCACCCAGAAGGGGCUGGAGUAUGCCAAAGAGGUUGGGCUGGAAAUCCUGAAGCAGAAUAUGGAGAAGGAGCGUUUUCCUGAUUUGACUGGCCAUGAGAAAUUUGGGCUUGGUAAUGUCAAAUACAACAUCUCAAGGAUACAUGUUACUGCUGUUGAAUUACCCAGUGCUUCCAUCUCCCUGCUACCAGGGUCUGGGAUAAAACUGGUGAUUGGAAAUGCUUCUCUAACCAUCGAUAUGAACUGGAACAUAAGGACCUGGAUAUUCAAAGACAGUGGAAGAGGCACAGUGCACAUUUCAAAGGUGUUUGUUACCGCAAUCUUUUCGACACCCCUGGAUAAUACAGGCCCUACGUCAAUAUCCCUCACCAGCUGUCGGACAACUUCUGGUGACAUAGAUAUCAAGCUGAAUGGGAAAACUGGCUUCCUGCAUAACUUCUUUAUCAAGUAUCUGAAGAAACCCAUUCACAGAAGCUUGGUCACUAAUUCAUGUCCCAAUAUCAGAGCUGGGAUCCAGCUGAUAAAUGAAGACCUCAGAUCACUGAAUGCUGUAAUGCAGAUUGAUGAUUUGGCUGAAGUUGACUACUCCUUAAGUAGCUUGCCAGCAGUAUUCCAACCAUUCAUUGACCUGGACUUAAAGGGCAUAGUCUUCCCAGCUGGAUACUAUACUGACUCUCCCUACGUGGCAGCUUCCUUCACAAUCCCGGACCAAAGUGACUCCAUGCUGUACCUUGCCUUCUCUGAGUAUUUCUUUCAGACCUCCUCAUUUGCUUACUACACUGCAGGGGCCUUCAAUAUGACCAUUGAAGAGGAGACUUGCAGCUAUUUUAAUAUAAACACAGAGAUAUUUGGCAGUAUCAUCCCUGAGGUAGCUAAAUAUUCAGUUACACCCCACCCAGUGAUGCUGAAGCUAAUGUGUACUGAAAUCCCUAUCAUCAGCUUACAGCAGGAUUCCUUCACACUAGAGAUUCAGGGCUCCAUGGAAGUGUUGGCCGUUCUGCCAGACUCAACCACCCAGUCUCUGUUCACGCUGAACAUAGCAGCCAACACCAGCAUUUCUCUGAAUAUAUUUGAUAAGAAAUUGAUGGGCUCGCUAUGUUUGAACAGGAUCCAGUUCUCCCUAGCCCACUCCAAUGUUGGCUCUUUUGAGGUCUUGCCUCUGGAGAACAUCCUGUCUUACAUUUUACAGACUGAAGUAAUUCCAUCAGCUAAUGCUAAACUGUCAAAAGGAUUCCCUCUUCCCAAUCUGGCCAAUGUUACCUUGACAAGACUUCACAUUACAAUUGUACAGGGAUAUGUGUUGAUUUCAACUGAUGUCCACUACAAACACUAAAGGAAAAGAGAGACCACUUGUUAAGCAUGAACUUCAAAUCAAGGCAAUAAUGGGACUCUGAAGACUAAACACUGCCCAAUUCUGCUGAAAUGUUUAACCUGAGCUCUGACACCCCCAUCCUGGCUGGGGAAAAGAGGGGGUGCUGGGAAUCAAAAAAAGCUGAGGCAAUGUUUAGCUGGUAUAAUGGUGGUAAUAAGCAGACCCAAGGGAGAACAUGUAACACAUGCCUGACAUUUAUUUAUUCUAUAGUUUAACUCAUGCAAAAAUGUUUUUAAGAUUAAUGACUCUUUCGAAAUACAGUUUCAAAAUACAAUACAUCCAGAAGAAUGCUGCAAUCUCUUAAAAUUAGGAGAAGCACAUUGUCAAAAUGCUGCUAGGGCAGAUACACCUGCUAAUAUGUUUCUACUUUAACAACCUUAAACACUUCCCUUCUGCACACCAUGCAUGAAGUAGGGAGCGAGCUCUCUCCAGAAAUGUGGAACUGUCAGAUUGGGAACUGUCCCAGUUACAAUGGGAACUAAAAUCUUUGCAGUGUCUCAACAUAAAUCUGAAGAUGCAGAAGCAGGACAUGAAUCAGUGGCACUACUACUCUCCAUCUCUCCCUGCGAUUGUUCAAAUCCUUGUGCCUGUCAUGUGCCCUGUUUAAUGAUGUUUAGCCAGGUUAAAUACAUUUAACUCCAUCAGUGUUUCUGGGUAAGUCCUCAAAAAUCUAAUUCUCUGACAUCUUUGUCUGAAUUGAAGGUUAGAUAGUUUUCUUAUUUUGUUUGGGUAGUUACCUCACCCUCUUUCUUCCUCCUCUUUUUUCCCAGUGCUUUAUUAGUGUGCAAAGUGAACACAGUUCUGCAGAGGGCCGUACCUGCCCUGCAAUGCAUGGGUGGUUGCGCUUUGGCCAAACCCGGACGGGGAGCGGGCUCUGGCCUCCCCAACACCUGUUUGUUUCCCUCGUGCUGAGAAACACCAGCAGUGAUGCGCUGCAGGCAGCUUUUGCCUGUCCGGAGCUGAGCGAGCUCAUCCCACCAGCUACAGGGCGGUACCUAAAUACCCCACGGGCCAAAGCUGCUCUGCCCCGGGGGUCAACACGUACACACAUUUUUAAAAAAUUCUCGGGUUUUUUCCACAUAAAGUAGCCCAGAAGCCGUACGUGGUGCGAGGGAGGGGGCAGUCAGGUACAACCCAGCCCCCUGCGCUCCCUCUCACACCCCGGCCCGCGGGUACCGAGGGCCUGCCGCGGGCUGCCCGGCAUCGUGGGAGGUUGGUCUGGCAUGGGCU